CUAUCCCUAGGUAUUAUUAUAAUUUAUAGUACAACACUAUUGUACAUGUUUGACAUAACUGAUAACUGAUUACUGUUGACAGAAUCUAUUGGUAACUAAAAUCCAAAACCAAACAAUAAUCGAUACAUAAAUAAAAUAUAGUAGAAUGAACGUUUUGUGAACACUUCACCGAUCUUUGUAACUUGAUAAAUAUAUUGACUAAGUUUCAUAAGUCAUAAACUAGAAUUUGUUAUGAAUAGUUGAGCUGCGUUUUAAACUAAGAAAAUCGUGUUAGAAAUGGCGACAGCAGUGACUACAACCCAGAAAAAAACCGGCGGCUCGAAUAAUGCUACAGGUGGGGUAAGAAAGAAAUCUGGUCCUAAAUUUGAACUCACAGAAGAACAGAGACGUGAUAUAAAGGAAGCUUUUGAUCUCUUUGAUACCGAGAACACAGGAAAGAUUGACACAAAAGAGUUAAAAGUGGCCAUCAGAGCUCUCGGUUUUGAACCUAAAAAGGAAGAAAUCAAAAAGAUGAUUGCAGAAAUAGACAAGGGAGAUGGGAAAGUGUCUUUUGAUGAUUUCUUGGAACUAAUGACAUUUAAAAUGGCUGAAAAAGAUACUAAGGAAGAGAUUAUGAAGGCUUUCAAACUAUUUGAUGAUGAUGAAACUGGUAAAAUUUCAUUUAAGAAUUUAAAGAGAGUUGCAAGAGAACUUGGAGAGAACUUAACGGAUGAGGAGUUACAUGAAAUGAUAGAUGAAGCAGACAGAGAUGGUGAUGGGGAAAUCAAUCAAGAAGAAUUUUUACGUAUUAUGAAGAAAACCAGUCUGUAUUAGUUCUAAGACUACUGAAUAUCUUAAGAUUACUGAAUAUUACUUCACUUUUAAAAAUUGAACCCAAUUAAGGAUUUUUUAAAUUGUGGAAAUUUAAAUUAAUACUACUACUAUUAAUACUGAUUGCAUAGAUAACACUGUUAUUAUUCAAAAUCUGAAAGAAUAUAAAAGGGGAUCACCAAAAUUGCCAAAAAUACUUACAUUCCACCUUGUAUGUAAUAUGUACAAAUCAACAUUAAAUGGUCCUAAACCUUGUAUAGGAGUGUUAAUUCUAAGAUCUGUAUUUUGUUCAGUAGAUUUGAGUACUUACUUUAAUAAUUUAAAUAAGUUUAAUUUGUUUUAUGUUUAUUAUAGUGAGUAAAUAGUACCAAACCCACAAAAUGGUAUAAUAACUAGGGAUGUUAUGGAUAUUUGCAUUGGCCUACACACUGAGGGACUUCAGCAUUAAUUGUAACAUCCAUAUCUAUCUACACAUUUUUUGAGGAUGCAGAUUUCAAAUUCUUAUGCAGCAUGCACCUGUGCGAAACAGGGUAGACUCUGAAUAAGUAACAACUUUAAAGAUUUAUAUCUAUAGUCAUUCUAGAUUUACAUCUAGAAUGAACUAUUUUUCAACAUUCCUUAAUAAAACAUAUUACUACAAAAAGGUCAUGGAAAAUUACAUUUUUAAACCUGUGGAUGUUAAACUUGGCUGACUGUUCCAUGUUUGUAGUAGCACAAUGGCAUAGUUGGGAAUGGAACGAAAUUCUAUUUCAUGUUUUUUUACUGCACAUUUUGUAAGUUAAACUUUCUUGUAGCUUUAACAUUUUACCUAUUUUUGUGUGCACUUUCUUUCUAGUCAAUUAAUUUGUUUACUGAUAUAGCCACAAACUAAACCGCACAUUAUAUGGGUAUGCAUUUAAGUUAUUAGCCUAAGCAAGAUCCCAACAUACAUGACAUAUUUUAGAAUAUAGUAUAAACUCAUAAUUCCUUUUCUGUGAGUUAUUAUUGUUACUUUAGCCUUUUGUGAAACAAUUUGUAUGUUAUCAGUUGACCUUUUGUAGUUUUAUCUAACAAGAAGGAUGUAAUAUUCAUUCCAUAUAAUGGCUCUAAAUUUUUUAGUCACUAGCAGAUAAUGCGACCCAUUAUUGCGUAAGAUGUGUUUUUAUGUUUAUGCUAAGAAAACUGUUUUGUGAUAUUUGCCUCUAUAAUAAAUUUCUUAUUAUAUAA
Molecule: messenger RNA, 2016 nt
Organism: Manduca sexta (tobacco hornworm)
Lineage: Eukaryota; Metazoa; Arthropoda; Insecta; Lepidoptera; Sphingidae
Product: caltractin
Exons: 3
Coding region: 277-813 (178 amino acids)
Biological process (GO): centriole replication; mitotic cell cycle
Cellular component (GO): centrosome; centriole
Molecular function (GO): calcium ion binding
Source: RefSeq, a predicted model, not a curated record